AUGAGCCGGGUGACUGGCCGUGGGGCCUUGCCCAUGGUGCGCGGGGGUGAGCAAGCGGCAAAGAUGCUGGGUCGCUGCGUGGGACCCAGCAGGUCGGGGCGGGGAGUUCGGCGACCGUGGGGGAAGAGAUGGGCUGCAGGGAUGUCCCAAGGCCGUGGAGCAAGGCGCCGGCCGAGGUCCUCGGUGUGGGAGCCGCAUUGUGUGAUUGCAGAAAGGAUGCAGGACUGUCGGCAGCCACGGGGGAGGAGACGAGCUGCGGAGACAGCCGAAGCCGCUAGGACAGAUGAGGCUUCCGGGACAUCUGGGGUUGCAGGCUCGAUUGAGGCUGUAAGGGACCCUGGGGCUGUGUGGGUGAACGGAGCUGUAGGGGAGCCCGAGGUGAUGGGGCCUGCCGGGGCCGUGUGGGUGACUGGGACUGGAGAGGAGGAAACAGACCAUGGGAUUCCCCGGGGCUGCGAUAGAAAAGGUCGUCCGGGAUCUCUGGGACAUGAGAGCAUUCUGGAACUGUGGUUGAAGGUGCAGGCUAUGAGGGCAGCUUCAGGAUGUGGGGAAGGAAGCAGGGUGGAACUGCAUCCUGUGCUGGCAGAGUGGCCAGUCGAAAGGGGCCUGUCUGGCUGUGCUUCCUGGGUAGAGACCAGCCGUGGUGGUCUUACAGGACCCUGGGUGAAAGGACAGGUAUUUCCCCUGAACUCAGGAAUAUCUACAGCUAUGACAUUCGGGGCAGCUUAUGAGAGAGCCUCAAGUUUCUGUGGGCAGGGACAGGCUAGGCGGAUGCCUUCUCGUGUAGGUGUGCCUAGGGCUGUGGAGACACACCUGUUGGGGAGGGGGCAAGCUGUGGGGGUUCCUGGGGUUGUGGAGGAGAUAGGUUAUGGGGUUGCCCCAGGCCCUUGGGGAAAAGGAGAGCCCAUGAGGGUGUCUGGGACCCUUGGGUGGCCCGAGGCUGUGGGAGUGCCCAGAGCUGUGGAGGGAGAGAGGGGCUGCGGGGGUGCUCCAGGUCUGUGGGGGAGAGGGCAGUCAGUACAGGUUCCUGGAGCUCUGGCACAAGAGGCCGUCUGUGGGGAUACUCCUGGCUUAUGGGGAAGUGGACAGGCUGCAGGGAUGCAUGAUGCUGUGGUGGUACCUAGAGCAGCGGAGGAGGAAACUGCCUCUGUAGGUGCCCCAGGUAUGUGGCUGAGAAGACAGGCUGCAGAAGAGAUAGGCUCCGGGGGCUUGUGGGGCUCGGAGCAGCCUGUAGGGGUGCCUUGUGCUACUGAAGAGGAAGCUAGACGUAGGGGUAAUACAGGAUUCAGGGAAAGGGGACAGGCUGUGUGGGCAGAGACAGGCUCUGGAGGUGACUCGUCAUCAUGGGGAGCCACACACACUGCAGAGUUGUGUGGUCCUAGUGAGCAAGAGGCAGGUUCUGGGGGUGCUCCAGGCCUGUGGGGUACAGAACAGGCUGUGGAUGUACAUAGAGCUUUGGAGAAGGAGAGAGGCUGUGCUUGUGUCACGGGGCUGUGGGGAACAGGGCAGUCCAUGGAGUUGUCCCAGGCUGUGGUGGUACCGGGAGCCAUGGAAGGAGAGACAGGCUGUGGUUGUGUUCCGGGCUGGUGGGAAAGGCAGCAGGCUCAGGGGGAGGCUGUGGGGGUGCCUCUGGCUGAGGCAGUGCCAGGGCUCCUUGGGGAGGAGACACGCAGUGGGAAUGCCCCGAGCCUGUGGGAAAGGAGGCAGCCUAUGGAGGAGCAAGAGGCUCUGGUGCCUACACCUUUAGGGGUAGCUGGGCCUGUGGACCAAGAGGCUGGCUAUGGGGAUGCUUCAUGUCUGUGUGGGAGGAGGCAGGCUGUGGGGAUAUCUGAGACAGUGGGGAUACCCAAGGCAGCAGGUGUGCCCAAGCACAGGCGUGCCCCAGCAGGGGUACCUGUAGCUGCGGGUGUGCCCAGGAUUGGAAAGGUGCCUGCUGCUGUGUCGAUAUCUAGCCCAGUGUGUCAGGAAAGCAGUUCUAGAGAUGUCUUGAACCCAUGGGAACAGGCUCUGAAGGAGCUGUGGUCUGUGGGAGAGGAUAGUGGUUCUGAGGCUUUCCCAGGAUCAUGGGGAAGGAGACAGGCUGUUGGAGCUUCCAUGGCUCCUGAAGUACCUGGGCUUAUGGGGGAGACUGGCUCUGGGCGUGUCCCGAGAUCUUGGGGAAGGAGACAGAGGGCCAGGGUUCCUGGGGCCACUGAGGUUCCCACAGCUCCUAGCGUCCCUGGUCUUCUGGAGGUAGAAAUUGGCUCUGGGGGUUUCUCAGCCUUGUCAGGAACGAGAAAAACUGCAGGAGUACCUGUGACUGCAGGGGUAUCCACAGCUGGUGAGAUGCCCAUGGCUCCCAGGGUGCCUAGGCUUGUGUGGGAGGAAACUGUCUCUGGAAGGUUUUUAGGCUUGUUGGGAGAGAGAGAGACAGCGGGGGGACCUGCAGAUGCCAAGGGUCUCACAGGAGUGGGGUUUCCCACCUCUGUCAGGAUGCCUGGGCCAAUGGAGGAAAAGAUGGGCUCUGGAGGCAUCUCGGACUUGUUGAGAGGCAGACAGACUGCAGGGGUAUCCAUGGCUGUGGGGCUGCCUGGACCUGUAGGGGGAGAGACACUCUCUGGGGGUCUCUUGGGCUUGUCGGGAAGAAGACAGAAUGCCGGGAUGUGUGAUGCUGCUAGAGUUUCCAUGGCUGUGGGAGUACCCACAGCUUCUGGGGUCCCUGGGCUUAUGCUGGGGGAUUCUAGCUCUGGGGACGACUCAGGCAUAUGGGGAAGGAGACAGGCUACAGAGCUGCCCACUGCAUCUUCUGAACCUGUGGAGGGGGAGACGGGCUCUGAAGGUAUCUCAGGCCUUCGGAGGAUGAACAGUGGAGCAGCCCCUGAGGCUGUGAGAGUGCCUCUGCCUCUGGGGGUGCUUGCAGCUGUAGGAGUUCCUGUGGUGGGACGCCUGCCUGCCACAGUGUGGGUGACUGGGUCCACAGGAGAAGCAGCAGAUGUGGGUGUCUCAGGUCUGACAGUGGUAAGGAGACAGUCCACUGAGGGAGCGGGGGCUUCACGGGAGGAGACAGGAGGUAGAAGUGACCUGGGACUGGCAGGAAGGAGCCAGGCUAUGGGAGUGUCUUAUACCUGUGGGUGCACAGCCAGACAGUGGAGCUGUCCAAGGUCUGUAGGGGAAGAAAUGGCCUAUGAAAAUGUUCCAGGAGUGUCAGGGACAAGAACAGCGGUGGGGGUGCCUCCAGAUUCAAGGAAGGAAACAGGACUUGGCCAUUUCAGAGAUCACCCACAGAGUGGGAGGAGACAGGCUGGAGGAGGGUCUGCAGUCAGAGUGAGGGGGAACAAUUUCAGAGAGAAUUAUGUGGGGGACAGAUUGAGGGAGAUGUUCCAGUAG
This is a messenger RNA of Cynocephalus volans (Philippine flying lemur), 3366 nucleotides long. RefSeq names its product collagen, type I, alpha 1b. The record is from RefSeq and is a predicted model, not a curated record. Lineage: Eukaryota; Metazoa; Chordata; Mammalia; Dermoptera; Cynocephalidae. The coding region runs from base 1 to 3366 and encodes 1121 amino acids. The transcript has a single exon.